AUGUUCCAAUGUGAAGACUGUGAAUGUUUCUUCACAGAUAUGGAUGUUUUCAAAACCCAUGCGUGUGUCACAAACCAGAAAAGUCCAGCACAAAGUGUGUUUUCUGAAGAAGGUAAUGACACUAACAAUAACCAGGUGUGGAACAAGGCCCAAACGCAACUACUGAUUAGGUCCUAUCAGUUGCUUGAGGCAAAAGUUUCACAGGGCAAACUUAGGAAAAAAAGUAUGUGGGAAAAGAUAUCGGAAGAAAUGAGAGAAAAGGGUUACAAUUUUUCAGCUGAACAAGUCAGUGGAAGGUGGAAGACCCUAAUAAGGGCCUACAAAAACAUUAAAGCACACAAUGCUAAAUCAGGUAGUAGUCUUAAGACCUACCUGUUUGAAAAUGAAUUGGACGAGAUAUUUGCAAAAGAUCCGGUCAUGACGCCUGUAAAAACAAUGUCAUCUGCCAGUCAAGUCGAAGAAAGUAGUGAAGAUGACCAGAUGGAACUUACAAAAAAAAAGUCGACCAAGCUCAGAGAGAAAGAGAGGAGGCAUGAAGAGCGGAUGCAGCUCAUGAGGGGUUUAGUAGAUGCGAUAAAGAUAUCAGCGCCCCAAGCUCCAACGAAGAACAGGAAUAAUUAA
Messenger RNA from Dreissena polymorpha, 621 nucleotides. RefSeq lists its product as uncharacterized. Bases 1 to 621 code for a protein of 206 amino acids. The transcript is spliced from 2 exons. Lineage: Eukaryota; Metazoa; Mollusca; Bivalvia; Myida; Dreissenidae. The record is from RefSeq and is a predicted model, not a curated record.